CGAAGACCCUCCGGCUGGUUCCGGGUAUCAAUUCUGUGGCGGGAAAAACUGCCUCUCCUGUGGGAGAGGUCGCCAGUCCUGUGUGGUAGCUCUUCGCGCCCGGAAUGGAGACGCAGUCCGAGGAGCAAGCCGUCACCAAGCCUGCGGACUCCGGAGGGGAAGGCGAGCCGCCGCAGGUCGCCGGCGCCCAGGCGGCGCGUCCGGAGGACCGCAUGACCCUGCUGCUCAGGCUAAGAGCACAGACCAAACAACAACUCUUGGAAUAUAAGUCAAUGGUUGACGCAAAUGAAGAAAAAACGCCAGAACAAAUCAUUCAGGAAAAGCAAAUUGAAGCUAAAAUUGAAGAACUAGAAAAUGAAGUUGAAGAGGCAAAGAUUGCUUUUGAAAUGAAAAAGCUUGCAUUAGACAGGAUGCAGCUUUCAACUGCACUUAAAAAACACCUGGAGAAGACUGACAUCAAGACUAGUGUGCUCAUGGAUAACAUGAAACAAAUAUUAAAUCUGAAUAAAUUAAUAAUGAAAUCACAGCAGGAAACUUGGGAUUUGGAGGAAAAAUUGCUUGAUGUUAGAAAGAAGAGAUUGCAAUUAAAACAAGCUUCAGAAAGAAAGCUUUUAGAAAUACAGACUGAAAAGAACAAACAGAAAGAAGAUUUGGAUAGUAUGGAAAAUUCAGACAAAAUAAAGACCAUACAACAAAACCUGGAGAGAGAGAUACAGAUUACUACAGUUAUUCAAAAUGUGUUCCAGAACCUCAUUUUGGGGAGUAAAGUCAACUGGGCAGAGGAUCCUGCCCUCAAGGAAACUGUUCUGCAGCUUGAGAAGAAUCUCACCAUGAUCUAAUAGGAAUUCUAGUUCGACAUUUUUUGUUUCUGUUUUUAAUGUCAUUUAAAUAGAAAUUUCAAGUGAAAUGCUUUUCAGUGUUUUUGGAAUGAUUCUAAUACUGCAAUUAUUUUUUUUUAGCUUGAGUUACAUGUUACAUGGAAUCUAUUGUUUUAAAUAUAAUAAAGUGACUGGCAUAGUCUAAAUCUGAAAAUCUUAGCCUUGGAAGGGCCCCAAAAGACAUCUAGUCCAGGCUUCUACUGAAUAUGGACAUUUUUUCUACAACAUUCCUGGAAAUCCCAGCUCUCAUUUGGAAUACUUCUGUGUAUUUGUUUGUCAACAAAAUAUUAGAAAGUUAGAAAAGCAUAUCCACACACAUCUUUGUUUUUUUUUUUCAACUGUCAAUUGUAUUUUAUUCAGAUAAAUCUCAUUUUAGUUCAACUCACUACAGAUUUUUUUUUUUUUUUGCCUUUUUAAAAAAAUUGGGGGACUUCCCUGGUGGUCCAGUGGCUGGGGGUCCAUGUUCCCAGUGCAGGGGGCCCAGGUUCAGUUCCUGGUUAGGGAACUGGAUCCCACACGGUUGCAGUGAGAGUCUGCAUGCCACAGCCGAAGACCCCACAUGUGGCAACUGAGACCAGGUGCAGCCAAAUAAGUGAUUUUUUUUUUAAAUUUCCAAAAAAUUGAGAUAUAAUUGAUACAGAACACUGUGUAAGUUUAAGAUGUACAACACUGUUGAUCUGACCACCAUUAGCUAACAUCUCCAUCGUGUCACAUAAUUAUCAUUUCUUUAUCAUGGUGAGAAUAUGUAAGAUUAUCCUCUUAGCGACUUUGAAGUGCGUAAUGUAGUGUUGUUAACUAGAAUCACAAUGUUGUACGUUAGAUCUCCAAAAUUUAUUCAUCUUCUAACUGCAAGCUUGUACCUUUUGACCACCAUUUUCUCAGUUCUCUCACCCCUCCAUCCACAUUUUUAAACAGAUACCCAAAUAAAGCACCUCAAUCAUGAAAAAAGAAGAAAAAGAAAAACAUUCUGAUUACAGAAAAAUUGUGACUUUAUUUUGUAUUUUUAUGUUUAUUAUGUAUCACUUUUAUUAAAAAAGUAAAUGUUAUUCUCUUAUUAAAAAAUUAGAACUUGAA
Dama dama (fallow deer) is the source of this 1952-nucleotide messenger RNA. RefSeq names its product centromere protein H (gene CENPH). Gene Ontology annotation, biological process: chromosome segregation; kinetochore assembly; mitotic spindle organization. The record is from RefSeq and is a predicted model, not a curated record. NCBI's taxonomy places the organism in Eukaryota, Metazoa, Chordata, Mammalia, Artiodactyla, Cervidae. The coding region runs from base 105 to 839 and encodes 244 amino acids. Gene Ontology annotation, cellular component: nucleus; kinetochore. Gene Ontology annotation, molecular function: kinetochore binding. The transcript has 9 exons.